This is a messenger RNA of Lachancea thermotolerans CBS 6340, 2451 nucleotides long. RefSeq names its product ribosome biogenesis protein ERB1 (gene ERB1). The record is from RefSeq and is a predicted model, not a curated record. Gene Ontology annotation, molecular function: protein binding; ribonucleoprotein complex binding. Gene Ontology annotation, biological process: maturation of LSU-rRNA from tricistronic rRNA transcript (SSU-rRNA, 5.8S rRNA, LSU-rRNA); ribosome biogenesis. Gene Ontology annotation, cellular component: preribosome, large subunit precursor; PeBoW complex. Lineage: Eukaryota; Fungi; Ascomycota; Saccharomycetes; Saccharomycetales; Saccharomycetaceae. The transcript has a single exon. Bases 1 to 2451 code for a protein of 816 amino acids.
AUGGCGAAGAAUCAGCAGGCGAAGCGCUUGUCCACAACGCGCUCCAACUCGAAAGGGGAGGCAGAGAAAAAGCGAGAGCUUGAAGAAGAAUCGAGCGACGAUGAGUUGAACGUGCAAGGACUCAUAGACGAUGAGGCUGAUGAAAGUGAUGAGGAUUACAGCGAGGUGGACAGCGAAGCAGAUGAGACAGGUCAGUUUCAAUCUGCUGAAGAGGGUGAAGACGGCGCUAGCGAAGAGGAAGCAGGAUCAGACUCAGAUGAAGAGUUCAACAAGCUUCUUGCCGAAGAAGAACCUGAGGAUGGCUCAGAGGCAAAUGAAUCCUUGGAGUUCUCUGAUGCGAGUAACUCGAACUCAAUGGUGGAAAAACUUUCCAGUAUCAAGCUGAAUAUGAUACCAGACCAGGACGAAGAGGUGAUCCGUACUAAGUUUUCCGACGGUCGGCCAAGAACGAUAAAGCCUGAGAUCAACCCAGUCUACGAUAGUGACGACAGUGAUGUUGAGGUUCAAAACACCAUAGGUAACAUUCCUCUUUCAGCUUAUGAUGAAAUGCCCCACAUUGGUUACAGUAUCAACGGUAAAAGAAUAAUGAGACCUGCUAAGGGUUCUGCUCUAGACCAACUGCUUGAAACUAUAGAGCUACCUGAGGGUUGGACUGGUCUGCUGGAUAAGGACACAGGUGCCAGCUUGAACUUGAGUCAGGAGGAGCUGGAGUUGAUUUCUAAGAUCCAGAAGAAUGAGAAAACAGACGAUUCUGUUGACCCAUACCAGCCAUAUGUCGACUGGUUUACUAGACAUACCGAAACGAUGCCAUUGACUGCAGUCCCGGAGCCAAAGCGGAGAUUUGUUCCUUCUAAGAAUGAGGCCAAGAGAAUUAUGAAGAUUGUCAGAGCCAUUAGAGAAGGCCGCAUUAUACCUCCGAACAAGCUCAAGGAGAUGAGAGAGGAAGAGGAGAGUUCUCACCAUUACGACUUGUGGGGUGCCAGCGAUGAAUCCGAUGACCACGUUAUGAAUCUUAGAGCACCAAAACUACCUCCCCCAACCAACGAAGAGAGUUAUAACCCACCUGAAGAAUACUUGUUGAGUAAGGAAGAAAAGGAAGAGUGGGAGAACCAGGAGCCUAGCGAGAGAGAAAGAAAUUUUGUUCCUCAGAAGUUCAAUGCCCUCAGAAAGGUUCCAGGUUAUGUGGAAUCUGUCAGAGAAAGAUUUGAGCGGUCCCUAGACUUAUAUCUGGCACCAAGAGUGCGCAAAAACAAACUGAACAUCGACCCUGAAUCUCUGAUUCCGGAGCUUCCUUCCCCUAAGGACUUGAGACCUUUCCCAACUCGUUGUUCAACAAUCUACCGUGGUCAUGAGGGUAGAAUCAGAACACUUUCUAUUGACCCCUCGGGCCUAUGGCUUGCAACUGGCUCUGAUGACGGUUCGGUGAGAAUCUGGGAAAUCCUGACCGGAAGGGAAGUCUACAAGGUCCAAGUUGUUGAUCCUGAAGCCAAGAGUGGCGACAAUGUCGAAGCAAUUGAAUGGAAUCCCGACAAAACCACUGGUAUUUUGGCUAUUGCAGCUGGAGAGAACAUUUUCCUGAUUGUCCCACCCAUCUUUGGGUUUGAGGUUGAGAACACUGGUAGAACCAAGAUCGAGGAUGGUUUUGGUUUUGAUACUUACGGCAAUUCAAAGACUUCUAACCUCAACGUCAACAGCGAUGAUGAAAACGAUCAGCCUGAAAGCACUGCAGUAAAGAGCCAGGUUGCCCAGUGGCACAAGGCCAGCCAGAAGCAGGCCGAGAAAGACAUUGCAGUUGUGAUAACCUGCAGGCACACUGUGAAAAAGUUGUCGUGGCACAGAAAGGGAGACUAUUUUGUUACUGUUCAGCCAAAGUCGGGUCACACAUCUGUUCUCAUUCACCAACUAUCCAAGCAUUUAUCGCAGUCGCCAUUCAAGAAGUCCAAGGGCAUUGUAAUGGAUGCGAAGUUCCAUCCUUUCAAGCCACAAUUGUUUGUCUGCUCGCAAAGAUACGUGAGAAUUUACGAUCUGUCUCAACAAGCGUUGGUAAAGAAGCUGAUGCCUGGCGCGCGUUGGUUGUCUACGAUCGACAUCCACCCCAGAGGUGAUAACUUAUUGGCGUCUUCUUUCGACAAGCGUGUUUUGUGGCACGACCUUGACCUCGCCAGCACCCCAUACAAGACCCUGAGAUACCAUGAAAUGGCUGUCAGAAAGGUCGCCUUCCAUAAAAAGCUGCCGCUGUUCUGUUCGGCCUCUGACGAUAGCAUUAUUCAUGUUUUCCAUGCUACGGUGUACGAUGACAUGCUGAAGAAUCCACUGCUCGUGCCACUCAAGAAACUUGAGGGCCACAAAGUUGUCAAUAGCUUGGGUGUUUUGGACUUGGUGUGGCACCCUAGGGAAGCAUGGCUAUUUUCUGCUGGCGCCGAUAACACCGCUCGCCUAUGGACUAGUUGA